Molecule: messenger RNA, 1077 nt
Organism: Engraulis encrasicolus (European anchovy)
Lineage: Eukaryota; Metazoa; Chordata; Actinopteri; Clupeiformes; Engraulidae
Product: dolichyl-diphosphooligosaccharide--protein glycosyltransferase subunit STT3B-like
Exons: 4
Coding region: 355-1077 (240 amino acids)
Biological process (GO): post-translational protein modification
Cellular component (GO): membrane
Molecular function (GO): dolichyl-diphosphooligosaccharide-protein glycotransferase activity
Source: RefSeq, a predicted model, not a curated record
GUCCCGCCCUUUUCACAGAUUCUCUCUUGAGCGUUCUAUCCAUCCACUCUCUCAGUCAGCUCAGCCCUGCUCAGCGCAGCUCAGUUGGGGGGCGAGCGACUCAGGGAUGCGCUGCUCACAGUCGUCAUAAGCGGGGAGAGUGCUGCUGCUGUUGCUGCUUCUGGCUCUGCUGAGAGAGAGUAUCACUACCAAGCAACUGUGCUGUGGGGCUGACGGAGAGGGAGGAUAACCGGACUAUAACAGGACUACGUCGCGAGGAAAAUAACUCUGCGCGGGGAAAGGAGAGGAGGGAGAGCCAGGCACGGGGCUGCUCUCCUGCACUCACGUCAGGCUCUGCCGCUGAACACUCCGAACAUGGCGGAGCACCACUCACCCUCCGACGGCAAGCACAAAUCGUCUGCCAACGCUGGCAGCGCGAUGCUGGGCAGCAACCGAGCCGGUGCCGCGAGUGGGGGCGGUGGAGGUGGGGGAGGCAAAGGAGGCCUCUCGGGCGGACUGACGCAUCCAGCUGGGUGGCAGUCACUCCUAUCUUUCACGAUACUUUUCCUAGCCUGGCUGGCCGGAUUCAGUUCAAGACUGUUUGCCGUGAUUCGUUUCGAGAGCAUCAUUCACGAGUUUGACCCAUGGUUCAACUACAGGUCCACCCACUACCUCACCUCCAAUGGCUUCUACGAGUUCCUGAACUGGUUUGACGAGCGGGCGUGGUAUCCACUUGGAAGGAUAGUUGGGGGCACGGUAUAUCCAGGUCUGAUGGUGACUGCUGGCCUCAUCCACUAUGUGCUGAGCCUGCUCCACAUAACGGUUCACAUCCGCGACGUGUGCGUCUUCCUGGCGCCGGUCUUCAGCGGCCUGACGGCGGUCUCGUCCUUCCUGCUGACGAAAGAGCUCUGGAACCAGGGGGCGGGGCUACUGGCCGCCUGCUUCAUCGCCAUAGUACCUGGAUACAUCUCCCGGUCGGUCGCCGGGUCGUUCGACAACGAGGGGAUAGCCAUCUUCGCCCUGCAGUUCACAUACUACUUAUGGCAGAGCUUCAAGCACGAGGGACCUAUAAUGAUUCUGGGCCAGGGCCAGGAGUAA